AAUUUUUUACUCUGCUUAUAAGUAUAACUGUGACUGUGUAUUUGCGAGCGAAAUUUAAUUAAUAUUAUCAAUAUCGUUCUUAUUAUUACUGCAAUUAGCAUUAUCAUUUAAAUUACUAAUUAACGAUCAAUGUAAUGAUAUUGCUCUUCGACAGUAACAAAUGAAUCAUCGCAUGAUGAAGAACUGCAAAUAAAUAAUUUUAUUAAUUAAUUAUUAAUAAUUAAUACAAAUUUAAGAGUUUAAAUAGACUACAAACCUAAAUGAUCUAAAAGGAGUUUCUCGUGUCAAUAGAUGGUUUGUAAAUUAAAAACGAAUCCAUAAAAUUUUCUGAUAAUGCUGUUGGCUCCUCACUGGACCAAGACUCGUCGGAUCUCUUUGAGAUUGAAGCAGGUGGUGUUCUAUUACCUUGCGACAUUUUUCAGUAAAGAUCCAUCAUCGACAUCUGAUUUACUCUCAUUAUUUUGCGAAGAAGACGAUGUAUCACAACCAUUAUCGCUAUGGCGCUAAAACAAAAUGGCUGGCGGUCGAUAGUAAAAGCGGAACAUUUAAAAAUAAAAACAUGUGGUUGCUAAGCAAAGCCACCGAUUGAAAUAGAAGAACCGCCAAUGUACGUAUCUAAAUUUCGUAAUUCUGUUAAAAGAGCUUCUACUCGUGGCAAAAGUGCGCAUAAAACUUUCGGUGUACCUCGGGUAUCAUUAAAUCCACCGCAAGAAUUUUUAAGAAAACAUUCGCGCAAUGAAAUACAACGUCCUGAUAUAAAACAUAAACAUUAUCAUAUACCAGAUUAUCAACACAAAUUACCGGAAUGGAAGUCACGUAAAUUAUCAAAUACUUCAGAUAAAAUACCAAGAAAUUCAACAAAUUCUGAAAAAAAUUUUAAACGUGAUAAUAUUAUUAAAAUUAAAAAUACGCAAGCAAAAAAGCCGAUACUCUAUUACGUUGAUGACCGCCGUGGAAAUUCGUUUCCACGAAAACCUGCUAGUUUUUCUGUUUGUCAAAGUGUGGAAAAUGAAAAUCCUCAAUUUUAUUUAGAAAAAAAUCGUAUGAGUGAAAAAGCAAGAAAAAAAUUUUUAAAUAAAUUUAUAAACGCUAGAAAAACUUCAGAUCAAUCAUCUGCAAAGAGUGAAAAGUCAUCAGAGUAUGACAGAUUAGAAAGUAAAGAAAAUAAAAAAAAAUCGUUUAAAAAACAUAGUAAAGAACUGAAUUGCCGUUACGUUAGUGAUGAGGAACGUGCUCAGCUACUUUCGGGUAUGAAAAAAAGAUGGGAAGAAAUGAUGAAACAGUUUCAAAGCCUUCCAUUUCUUACUGACACGCCGCCCAAGGCCAAAAGAAAAGCAAAAAUGGAGCAGGAUUUAAAGCAACUGGAGAAGGAUAUAGAUAUGAUAGAACGCCAUCCUCAUAUUUACGUUUACGACGAUAAUAAUGAUGAUUAA
Messenger RNA from Microplitis demolitor, 1433 nucleotides. RefSeq names its product enkurin. The record is from RefSeq and is a predicted model, not a curated record. NCBI's taxonomy places the organism in Eukaryota, Metazoa, Arthropoda, Insecta, Hymenoptera, Braconidae. Gene Ontology annotation, molecular function: calmodulin binding. The transcript is spliced from 8 exons. Gene Ontology annotation, cellular component: acrosomal vesicle. The coding region runs from base 606 to 1433 and encodes 275 amino acids.